Molecule: messenger RNA, 995 nt
Organism: Eurytemora carolleeae
Lineage: Eukaryota; Metazoa; Arthropoda; Copepoda; Calanoida; Temoridae
Product: spindle and kinetochore-associated protein 1
Exons: 8
Coding region: 145-741 (198 amino acids)
Biological process (GO): mitotic cell cycle; regulation of microtubule polymerization or depolymerization; cell division
Cellular component (GO): spindle microtubule; mitotic spindle; outer kinetochore
Molecular function (GO): microtubule binding
Source: RefSeq, a predicted model, not a curated record
AAAAUGGAGGUGGUUGAGAAACAUUUAGUGGAACAAUUUGAUAUGUUUUCCCUUGGGAAAGAUUUACUCCAAGGGAACUUUGAAGAAACUCAGGAUGAAUGAAAAUGUGUACUGCAGGAAGUACUGCUGGAUAUAUGGAGCACAAUGGAAACUAUGAGAGAGAAUAUAAAAUCUAAACGGGAAUUAAUCUCUCAGAUGAAAAAACAACUCGAAGCAACUAAAAGGAUUACCCAGCUAUUGACCCAGCAUGGAGCGAGGAUUAAGACUUAUGAGAAUUCAAAUCUGCCCGUGAACAUCAGAAAACAGCAGAUCACGAACCAGGAAAGGGAGGUAAGCGGGACGGAGGAGAAACCCCUGACACUCAACCUCAACCUGGUCCAACACCUUACUCUCACAGAGUUCAAUUCUAUCCCGAAAUAUAUGAAGGGUCGUGUACAAUAUGAAACACUGGGAACUGCAGUAGAAGAGAUAAACUCUGCUCUUCACUUCAAAUAUACAUUUACUGCUAGGAAAUUCAGCUCCCUGAAAGAAAUCUGCGAUAAGAAAAGAUGGAAACUGUACAAAUCCCAGGAGUCCCCCGCCACCAGAGGAGUUCAUUUCAUUACAGCAGACGAACUAAAGGAUAGUCCACUGCUGAAGUCUGAGGUGACUCGGAGGAAUCUAUUUACCAUUUUCAGACAUUUCAAGAAAAUCAGGGAGAUAAGAGGACCAGGUAGUAUUGUGAGAUUUGCUUCGGCCUAAUAGAAUCUGCACAUGUAUGGGACAGCUAUUGCUAUUUCUAAAAAGACGACCCGCCAUCUGAUGAAGUAUGGGUGCUUCUCUCUGACCUAAAACUACAUCUAUCCAGAAUAAAAAACUACAUUUUACAUAAUUAAUUUAAUGCAAUCUAACAAUUAGAUUUUUCCCAACCACGAUUCCUGUCACCUUCAAAUACAUUUUUUCGUAAAGCUCUUAGAUUUUUAAUUAAAGUUUAAUACAUUUCUAUUUCAGAAAAA